CAAUUCGCCCAAGAAAGCAGCACCGCUUGAACAAAACAAAACAAAAAAACAUAAAUAUUCAGCUACGCAUUUCAUCAAACACCUUGGGAUCGAGUAUCGAAUGGGAUUGCAUCUCAAUUCGUAAGAGUUCUUAAAAUUAUCAGCAGCUUCUAUCUCCAUGAGGAGCCUGGUUGUUUUCCUCAAACGGCGCCGUAUCACCGCCCACUCUACGGUUUUGAAGAAUGGAAAUUCUGCAGAUACAAUAAGGUGGAGGAUGAUGAUGCUCGAAGGGCAGAAAGAUCUUAUUAGAAAAAUGCACAAUGAUGAUUUAUUAUCGCGCUUUUUACGACCACGAUUUUUCUCUAGUGCCUACUCUAGUGUGCAUGGUGAAAGGCCUUCGGCUGAGUAUGCAAAGCUGAGGAAAGAGUCGCUCGAAAGUCAAUUUGGACGCGCACUUGGUUCGAAAAGUGUUUCUGUUGUAUACCGUUUCGGUCCGUUCUUGGCUCUGUAUAGAGCUGCAAUUAUUUCAUUCCAUGUGUUGAAGCUAACAAUUUGGCACUUCUUCGUCCAUGACAUGAAAAAACGUUCGAUCAAGUUUCGUGAAACUCUUAUUAGCUUGGGACCUUUUUACGUGAAGUUGGGACAAGCUUUAAGCACUAGACCAGACAUACUGCCUACAGUAUAUUGCAAUGAACUUGCUAAAUUACAGGAUCAAAUACCUCCAUUUCCAAAUAAUGUUGCCAUUAAAUCCAUUGAAUCCCAGUUGGGAAUGCCAAUAUCGAAGAUAUUUGCUGACAUCAGCAAGGAGCCUAUUGCUGCAGCAUCACUCGGACAGGUUUAUAAAGCUCACUUGCACUCUGGAGAGCUUGUAGCGGUCAAAGUCCAGAGACCUGGUAUGUCCCAUUCAUUGACCGUCGAUGCCCUGCUAUUCAAUAUGAUUGGAGGCCAAUUAAAGCGUUUUGCCAAAGCUCGUAAAGAUUUAUUAGUAGCAGUGAAUGAAAUGGUGAGACAUAUGUUUCAUGAGAUUGACUACAUUCUAGAGGGUCAAAACGCUGAGCGCUUUGCUGCUCUCUAUGGCUGCGACUCCAGUAAUGAGAAAACAUACUCAAAGGAUUCAACUACGGCACAUAAGCAAGUUAUUGGUGUCAAAGUCCCGAAAAUAUAUUGGAAUCUAACCCGCAAAGCUGUCCUUACUAUGGAAUGGGUUGACGGAAUUAAACUAACUGAUGACAGUCGUCUUAAAGCAGCCAGUUUGAACCGGAAGCAAUUGAUCGAUGAGGGUUUGUACUGCUCUCUGAGGCAAUUGCUCGAGGUGGGGUUUUUCCAUGCUGAUCCUCACCCUGGAAACCUUGUUGCAACCAAGGAUGGUUCACUUGCGUAUUUUGACUUUGGAAUGAUGGGCGACAUUCCACGUCACUAUCGUGUGGGACUAAUUAGAGUGCUGGUGCACUUUGUCAAUCGAGACUCUCUUGGAUUGGCAAACGACUUUUUAUCUCUGGGAUUUUUACCGGAAGGGAUUGACAUACAGUCCGUGUCAGAUGCUUUGCAGACAUCCUUUGGUGAUGGAACGAGACUAUCUCAAGAUUUCCAGGGAAUAAUGAAUCAGUUAUACGAUGUUAUGUACGAAUUCAAUUUCUCUCUCCCACCGGAUUAUGCGUUGGUAAUAAGAGCUCUUGGAUCACUUGAAGGAACUGCGAAAGUUUUGGAUCCCGAGUUCAAAGUGGUGGAGAGUGCAUAUCCUUUUGUCAUUGGUCGUUUAUUGGCGGACCCCAGUCCCGACAUGAGGAAAAUCCUCGGCCAACUUUUAAUCCGGAAUGAUGGCUCUAUAAGAUGGAACCGACUGGAAAAACUGAUAGCAGCAAUAUCUGGACAAACUGAUUCUGAAACCGACGGGGCUUCGUCAAAAUCUCAAGAAACUACUACUGAUCCAUUAGGAUGGAAGUCGUUUGAUAUGCAUGCUGUUGUGUCUGCUACUGAGGAUCUUUUCCAAUUUAUUUUGUCGAAGAAAGGCUCUAGGGUUAGGGUUUUCCUUCUCAGAGACAUACUCGAGGCAGCCGAUACUUUCCUUGAACAAGAAGUUGUUUCCUGCUUCUCCGAUGAAGAUUUUGAAGCGACCAGGCCAGAAGUUGAGGGUGAGGCAAUGCUGUUGAGAAUGGUUAAUGGGCUUCGGUGUUUUAGACAUGCAGUGGGGUUAGCUCCGGAUGUAUGGACAGCUAUGGGUUUACGGAUGGCAUUAAAACCCGAGUUUCAAAGGUUUGCAUUUGACAUAUUAUCUUCAUUAUUAGCACACUCUUCGCACAAACUGCCCGAUACUUUGUGGGUUUGUAUAUCAAAGAUCAUGCAUAACUUUUCCGAUAAUCAUCCUCGAAAUUUUUAAUCAAUCUCAAAUUUUACCU
Messenger RNA from Erythranthe guttata (spotted monkey flower), 2375 nucleotides. Its product is annotated as Protein kinase superfamily protein. NCBI's taxonomy places the organism in Eukaryota, Viridiplantae, Streptophyta, Magnoliopsida, Lamiales, Phrymaceae. The record is from RefSeq and is a predicted model, not a curated record.